This is a messenger RNA of Hevea brasiliensis (rubber tree), 6091 nucleotides long. RefSeq lists its product as uncharacterized. The transcript is spliced from 6 exons. The coding region runs from base 318 to 5732 and encodes 1804 amino acids. Lineage: Eukaryota; Viridiplantae; Streptophyta; Magnoliopsida; Malpighiales; Euphorbiaceae. The record is from RefSeq and is a predicted model, not a curated record. Gene Ontology annotation, molecular function: ATP hydrolysis activity; ADP binding.
AUUACUCCUUAAUAAGACUACACGCGUUUUCCCUUUCUCUUUAUUGAGUUUCUGCUUUCUUUCUCUUCACCUCACUUGCUUUUAGCUCCUCAUACAGAACUCAUCUUCUUUCCCUUUUCUGCAUAUCAGCUUUCUCCUUGUGCAAUUCCUUUUAUCUACUAUUUACUUUCCUUUCUUUCACCUACUCAUCACUUCCAAUUUACCUCCACUCUCUUGUGUAUUAUGACCUUUCUCACUUUGUUUUGCUCUUCACUCUCAAAUUCACAGUUUCACACUAAUUAUCAUUACUUCUGUGUCCUGUGUAGAAUCCAUUUGAAAUGGCUCAGGAUGCCAUUCUAAAAAUAUUCACCGGCUUGGCUGUUGAUCCCGUCAAAGAAUACUUACUUGCCCCAAUUAAACGACACAUCGGUUACGCGUUCACCUUCAAGAGCAAGGUUAAAAUACUCAAGGAUCAGGUUGGGAAGCUGACCACUGAAAGAGAAGAUUUGCAGCUGGAUGUUGAUCAAGCUAUUGGUAGGGGAGACGAGAUCAAGCCUGGUGUUAAAAAGUGGUUGACUGAUGCGAAAUUGGCCAUUGAACAGGCUGAGAAUAUUAUUACUACUGAAGAUCAAGCAAGGGAGAAAUAUUGCUAUGGAUUUAUUCCUAAUUUGAAGAAGCGCUACCAGCUGGGGAAGAAUGCAGAGAAGGUAGCUUCGGCUAUUACUGAGCUCCAGAAUGGAAGCAGGAUUGAUCCAAUCUCCUAUCGUCCACCUCUACAGCAGAAAAUUGAACCGUCUGUCUACGGUCAUGAGGGCUUAAAUUCUAGAUUGUUAAUGUUGAAACAAGUUAUGGAUGCGAUAAUGAAUCCUGACAUUAGCAUGAUAGGGGUGUAUGGGAUGGCUGGUGUCGGUAAGACCACACUGGCCAAGGAGAUCCAUAGACAAGCAAUUGAAGACAAUUCGUUCGACGUGGUGGUUAUGGCUACCGUGUCUCAAUCACCAGAUAUCGAUGAAAUUCAGAAAACGAUUGCUGAUGUAAUGGGGGUGAAACUGGAAGAAGGAUCUCGAUAUGGCAAAGCAUCGCGGCUACAUCAGGUGUUGAUGAAGAAGAAUAAGAUCCUUGUCAUCUUGGAUGAUAUUUGGGAAAAAUUUUUUUUGAAGACAGUAGGAAUUCCUUCUGCAACAGAUCACAAGGGUUGCAAAAUAUUUCUAACUUCAAGGAAUCGUGAUGUAUUAUCCCGCGAGAUGGGUACGGAAAAAGAAUUCGAGCUUGAAGUCCUGAAGGAAGAUGAGGCACAGAGUUUAUUUCGAAAGGAGGUGGGUGAGAUUGAAAAUGAUGAAUUGCAAUCUAUGGCAACUGAAAUUGCCAGAAUGUGUGCUGGUUUGCCCCUCUCAAUUGUCACAGUUGCAAAGCGUUUGGAAAAAACAUGGUCAAAUGAAUGGAAGGUUGCCAUGAAGAAAUUCUCUAGGGGGGAAAAUGCAGGACAAAUUACAGCAUACGAGGCCAUAGAGUUGAGUUACAGUCGUUUGCAAGAAGAAGAAGUGAAGUCAUUUUUCUUGCUCUGUGGAUUGUUUCGACAAUCUAAUAUUCCGAUGGAAGACUUAGUGAGAUACAGCCUAGCUCUGCGUUUAUUCAAUGGCAUCGAGAGAGUGGAGGAUGCAAGAAACAUGGCAUGUAAAUCUAUCCGUGAGCUCAAAGACUUUUGCUUGUUACAAGAUGGUGAUUGGGAAGGUUGUGUGAAAAUGCAUGACCUUGUUCGAGAUACUGCUGUCUUAAUUGCCUCUAGAACUCAACAAGUGUUGACGAGCUCUGAUGGAGUUGAAUUGAAGGAAUGGCCAAAGGAGGAUAGGCUUAAAAGCUGCACCAGAAUUUAUUUACCUGACUGCAAUAUUCAGGAGCUUCCUGAAAGGUUGGAAUCCCCAGAGCUUGAGCUUCUUAUGCUUGGCUCUACUGAUGAAUUUUUGCAAAUACCUGAUUUAUUUUUCGAAGGGACUCGGAAACUCAAAGUAUUGCAUUUGAAGUAUAUCCAUUUUAAAUCACUGCCAAGGUCACUUGGUUCUUUAACAAACCUCCGCGCCUUGUGGUUUUUUUUUUGCAUGUUAGAUGAUAUGUCUAUUAUUGGAGAGUUGAAGCAAUUAAGAGUACUUAGUUUUCAAUGUUGUAGGGUGAUUAAACUGUUGCCAAGAGAAAUAGGGCAAUUAACUCAGCUUCAGUUGCUAGAUUUGAGAGGUUGUGGUCGUCUUGAAGUUAUUCCAUUAAAUGUUAUAUCAGGAUUGUCUCAAUUAGAAGAACUGUAUAUGGGGAGCUUUAAUAAGUGGGAUGAGGAAGUGCUCAGCGGGGAAAGAAAUGCAAGCAUUGCUGAGUUGGAAUGUUUGUCUCAAUUGACUGCUUUGGAAAUAAAUGCCAAGAUGUUUCCAAAAAACUUGCCCUGCAAAAAUUUGAAAAGGUAUAGGAUACAAAUUGGAGAUUGGGAGUGGGGGAGUUGGUAUGAGAACAAUGAACUCUCAAGAAUACUGAAGCUCAGGCUUGAUAGAAGCAAUCAUUUGGAGAAUUGGGUUAAAAUAUUGUUGAAGAAAACGGAAGAUCUAUCCUUAGUCAUAGCAGAAGGGAUUAGAAGUGUGUUCCAUGAUACAGUAAGGGAAUCUCUUCCACAUUUGAAGCAUCUCUGUCUCUAUUUAAACCCACGUGAUGAAGAAAACUGCACUGAAAUUGAACCACUUUUUGAUGAAAAGGUAAUUGCCUUUCCAACCUUGGAAGAAAUGGAAAUCCUUGGAAGUUACCGUACAAAGAAGUUAUGGCACAACCAAGUCACUCCGGGUUCCUUUGACGAACUUAAAAAAUUGACUAUUGCAAAUUGUAAAGCUCUAGAGACUGUUUUUCCAUAUGGAGUCUGGAGCAAUUUCAAGACAUUAGAGGUUUUGUCUGUAGCUGAUUGUGAUUCCUUGCAAGAGAUAUAUCAAGUCCAAGAAGAAAGCAUAGUUGAAGAAACAAACCUUGUAGUUGAUUUUGAGUUGCGAGAAUUGCAUAGAGAAGGUUUGCACAGCCACCAAGGUGUAGCCUUUCACCAUCUGCGUUCAGUAAAGGUUUCAAAUUGUAAGGUCCUGAAAGAUCUCAUUCCAGCCUCCAUAGCCUGCAAGGGUCUUUUGCAACUCCGAGAAAUAAAUGUAGAAUAUUGUUAUAUGAUGGAAGAGAUCAUCAAAUUGGAAGCAGCAGAGGAAGCAACAUCCAAUCUAAUCAGCUUCCCUUCAUUGAUCUCCAUUGAUCUGCUAAAGUUGCCUACUUUGUCAAGUUUUUAUUCAGGAAGCUAUAAUCUGGAAUGUCCAUCUUUGAAAAGGAUCAAGAUCGAUGGCUGUCCCAAAAUUGAUUUAUCCAAUAAUGCGCCUUUCUUUGAUCAAAAGGAGCUCUCCAAUUUGGAGUUGUCAUUAGAUGGCAAGGCCACAAAGAUGAUGAUGCAAUUACCAUCAGCCUUCCUUUCGCGAGUAAAAUUUCUUGAUAUUCACAGUUUUAGGGGCAAAUCAGAAAUGUCUCUAUCUGCUUUCCUUCGAGGAUUUCUGAAUAUGGAAACGCUACAUUUAAGCGACUCUUCUCUCAAAAACCAACUAUUCCGAGAUGAGGGACUUGGUGAUCAUGUGGAAGAUGCCUUGCCACUUCCACGUGCAAAAAACGUGCUAAUAAGUAGGGUUGAUGGUUUGAAGCAUAUUUUGAAGGAACACUCUCAACUGUACCCAAUUCUGCAAUAUGUUGAGACUUUGCAAGUUUCUUCUUGUCAUGAUUUGAUUAGUCUAGCAGUCCCUUCUGCAUCUUUCCCGAAUCUCACAACCCUGGAUGUAAGUUUUUGCAGUGGAUUGAUUAACUUGAUGGCAUCAUCAGUAGCCAUAAGUAUGGUGCAACUUGUGACAAUGACUGUAAGUGAUUGCCUUGAGUUGACGGAAGUAGUGGCUGAUGAACAAGAUGGAACAACUGAAGAGAUCAGUUUCAGCAAACUGAAAACUUUAAAACUCGUCGACUUGCGUAGCCUCGCAAGCUUCUGUAUAGGAAAUUGCAUCUUUCAAUUCCCAUCUUUGGAACAAGUAAUUGUGGAAAAUUGCCCCAAUAUGAUGAUAUUCUCUCCUGGAAGUUUGAGCACACCAAAUCUAAAGGGAGUACAGUUGUCAAAAAGUUCUUCUGAAUCAGAUUUACGUUGGGCGGAGAAUCUAAAUGACACCAUAGAACAGAUGUACAUGGAAAUGGUUGGAUUUCAAAGAUUUUUUGAGUUGAACCUCUCUGAAUUUCCACGGCUGAAAGAAAAUUGGCAUAGGCAUAGCCCACUUCCAUUUGAUCAUUUAGAAAAAUUGAUGGUGGAAAACUGCGAACUUUUCUCAUGUGCUAUAUCAUCGAAUGUAGUGAAGUUUCUGAACAAAUUGACAGACUUGAUUGUCAAAAAAUGCGACUCAAUAGAAGAAGUAUUUGACUUGGAAGGCCAAAACGCUGAAGAUGGGAAAGUCGGGCUGAUGUCGCAGUUACAGACAUUGCAUUUAAUUGAUCUACCAAGGUUGAGGCAUUUAUGGAGCAUAGAUGCCCAAAGAAUUUUGUGGUUUCAAAAUCUAAAGUCAUUAGAAAUUAAUAACUGUGGCAACUUGACAAAUAUAUUUACUCUUUCAAUGGCUAUGGGGCUUGUAAGUCUAGGAGGGAUGAAAAUAAAGGGGUGUGCUUUGGUAGAAGAAAUCAUCACAAAAGAAGAAGAGCAGGAAGAAGGCUGGAAUAAAACUAUCUUCCCUUCUUUAUACUUCAUUGAUCUUGAGCAUUUGCCUAGCCUACAAUGUUUUUAUUCAGGAAGUGACGUUUUGGAAUGUCCGUCCUUGGAAGAUAUAUCUGCAGUUGACUGUCCAAAGAUGAAGAUACUUGCUUCCACAUUUUCAAGAGAACAAGAUUCAAGCAUGAAUGUAGAGGAAAACAAAGAAAGAAUUUGCGAAGGAGAUUCUGAUUUGCCUGCAGCUCACGUUUUCAAUGGCAAGGUUGCAGUCCAAAGAUUACGCAUAUUGAGGGUGGCAUGGAGCGAGUUGAUGGAGAUAUGGUGUCACAAAUUUCAAUCUAAGUCCUUUCAUAAGCUUAGUAGCAUUGAGCUGACGUGCUUUCCUGGCGAAAGUGCAAUUUUAUCACCUGAUUUUUUUCAAAGGUUACCCAAUCUAAGGGAACUUGCUCUUUCUGAUUCUUUAAUUGAAGAAAUAUUCCUGCACCAAGUGAGAACUGAUGAGCAGGAAUAUCUUGCGUCCCUAGAGCUUUCUAAACUACCAAAGCUCAAGCACUUGGCGAAGAAUGACUACUCGCAAACAAUCUCAGCAUUUCAAUUUUUGGAAAGUUUACAAGUAGUAGAAUGUGGCAGGCUGAAAGUUUUAGUCCCAUCCUCAAUAUCUUUCCCAAAUCUGACAACUCUAACAAUAUCAAAAUGUCAUGGAUUAGUAAAUUUGAUGCCUCUGUCAACAGCUAGAAGUCUGGGGCAACUCCAAACAAUGAGUGUAGACGAAUGCGAAAUGCUACAACAAAUAGUAGCAAGUGAGGGAGAUGGAGUAGAAGAUGAGAUUUGUUUCAGCGAACUAGACGAUUUGACGCUUGAUCGUUUACCAUGCCUCGCAAGCUUCUGCUCUGGUAAUCAUGCCUUCAAUUUCCCAUCUUUGGAAACAAUGAUUGUUAACGAAUGCCCCAAGAUGAAGUUUUUUGCUCAAGGAGUGUUAAGCACACCAAAGCUUCUAGGAGUACGAAAAAAAUGGGGGUGAUUUGAAGGAUAAUUGGCGUUGGGAAGGCAACCUUAACGACACAAUACAAGAGCUAUUCAUGGAAAUGAGUGAUGAAUAAAAAUGAGGGCAAGCUUUCUUUUGCACAAAUUGGAUUGGAAUGAGGCUGAUGCUGCAGUUAGAUGCCUUUCGUUCGUGCAAUUGUUUCAUGGAUUUGAGAUUUAAAUAGCUAGAGGGCCAUAUGUUCAUGAAUUUCUAUAGCCAUGUUUAUUUUUCCAAACUGUUGUGUUCCCACUUUCAGAGUGUAAUGUUUGGAUCUGUGAGGGAUUCUAUAGCGUAAAUAAUUGAGCAAGACGAUUGAAUAAUCUGAAUAUAGUCACCAUGUGAAUCUUUGUAUGUAA